AUGGACGGCCUCUCUGCUGCUGCGAGUAUUAUCGCAGUGGUGCAACUAACGUUUGAGGUUACGAAAUACAUCAUCGGUGUUGCUGGAGCCUCAAAAGAUCGACAGCGACUGCUUGACGAAAUUUUAGCUUGCGAGGCUCUACUCAUGCGACUCCGCGAUUACUCCAAAGGAACUGACGGACCCGAAAUUGAGGAUUGGGACGCCGAUCAGACCAAGGCUGAUAGUGCCCAGACGUGGUCGGUCAAGGUCAAGGCUUUGGAGAGCGAUAACGCACCUCUGUAUCGCUUGUAUAAGAUUCUCGAUGCUAUCAAAACAAAGCUGCAACCAGGCCACGGGAGCGGGAUCCAAAAGGUCAAGGCCGCAUUGAAAUGGCUAUUCGAUGAGAAGGAAGUGGUAAAGCUCGUCGAUGCGUUUCAGCGCGAAAGAUCACUUUUGCAUUUUGCCAUGACACACGAAACCACACAACUGGUGAAGCACAUCAAGGCAACCUCAGACGAUAACAGCAGACAAUUAGCCGACUUGGUCAGACUUAUCAAGAUUAAAGCGACUGAGGAUGAGCAACGAGUUGCUCGACUUGACCGUAUCCUGACUGACAUACAGCUGUCCAACCUCAACAUAGCAGAAGGGAUUGUGCACCUUCAACACAGUCAGACGAGCGUCCACCAGAAAGAAGUCCUCGCCUGGAUAUCACCCAUGGAUUAUGCCCCUCAACAAAGCGACAUAUUCAGCCGGCGAGAGCCAGGAACUGGGGGAUGGCUACUGGAAUCAGAUGAAUACAAUUCCUGGGUAAAAGGCGACAAAUAA
Molecule: messenger RNA, 804 nt
Organism: Fusarium proliferatum ET1
Lineage: Eukaryota; Fungi; Ascomycota; Sordariomycetes; Hypocreales; Nectriaceae
Exons: 2
Coding region: 1-804 (267 amino acids)
Source: RefSeq, a predicted model, not a curated record